Messenger RNA from Oreochromis aureus, 5740 nucleotides. RefSeq names its product dolichyl-diphosphooligosaccharide--protein glycosyltransferase subunit STT3B-like. Gene Ontology annotation, biological process: post-translational protein modification. The record is from RefSeq and is a predicted model, not a curated record. The transcript has 16 exons. Bases 503 to 2947 code for a protein of 814 amino acids. Gene Ontology annotation, molecular function: dolichyl-diphosphooligosaccharide-protein glycotransferase activity. NCBI's taxonomy places the organism in Eukaryota, Metazoa, Chordata, Actinopteri, Cichliformes, Cichlidae. Gene Ontology annotation, cellular component: membrane.
ACUUCACUUCUCACGCUGGAGCGUCUUCACCGGUCAGGUUGCUCUUUUGUCAUUGGUCGUUUUGGCCGUCUGUCAAAUGCGCUUGGUUGUGGAUUGGGUUUCUUUUAGAACCGCGUCCUCCUCAGCUGUACCUGUCUCGUUGUGAGAGGCUGACAGCGCUUCCUGUUCCACGCGCUGCUCCCGCCCCCUUUCAUCCAGCUCCAAGGAAGGAAGGAAGAACUGCUCGAGCCGCGUGUGUGUGUCAUUUCCAGUGUGCUGCAAAACCGCGCUGCUAUGUAACUCCCUGGGAUUAUUGAACUGAUUUCGCGGUCGGUGGGAAGUAAGGUUAGAAAGUUUGGAGAUACAGCCGGUACUUUGGGGGGUCCGGGGACCGCAGGGAAGGUGGUGCGAGUGGGUUUGGAAGUGGAGCGUGGCAGAGAAAAGGAAGAAAGGGGGGGUUCUUUCCUGUGCGAGACCAGAUAGCUCGCUUCGCUUGCUUGGCACGACGGGACUGACGUAGAAUAUGGCGGAGCAUCACCCGGUUUCCGAAAACAAACACAAAUCCUCGCUGAACUCCGGGGUGGCGUACUCUGGGAACGGCCGCAGCAGCACGGCGGUGGCGGAGAGAGGCAACAGUGCCGGAGCGGGAGGAGGAGGCGGGCUGUCCGGCGGCCUGUCGCAGCCGGCCGGGUGGCAGUCCCUGCUGUCGUUCACCAUCCUUUUCCUGGCUUGGCUGGCUGGGUUCAGCUCCAGGCUCUUCGCUGUCAUUCGUUUCGAGAGCAUCAUCCACGAGUUUGACCCCUGGUUCAACUACAGGUCGACUCACCACCUCACCACAAAUGGCUUCUAUGAGUUCCUCAACUGGUUUGAUGAAAGAGCCUGGUAUCCUCUGGGUAGGAUAGUUGGGGGCACGGUGUACCCAGGCCUCAUGGUCACAGCAGGCCUGAUCCAUUAUGUGCUCAACCUGCUGCAUAUCACUGUCCACAUACGGGACGUCUGCGUGUUCCUGGCCCCGGUGUUCAGCGGCCUGACCUCCAUCUCCACCUUUCUGCUCACGAGGGAGCUGUGGAACCAGGGGGCAGGACUGCUGGCAGCCUGCUUCAUUGCCAUCGUUCCUGGCUACAUCUCCCGCUCCGUGGCUGGAUCCUUUGACAAUGAAGGGAUCGCCAUCUUCGCCCUGCAGUUCACCUACUACCUCUGGGUGAAGUCUGUGAAGACUGGAUCAGUUUUUUGGACCAUCGGAUGCUGCCUCUCCUACUUCUAUAUGGUUUCUGCUUGGGGUGGUUAUGUGUUCAUAAUCAACUUGAUUCCUCUUCAUGUGUUCGUCCUGCUGGUCAUGCAGCGCUUCAGUCGGAGAGUCUACAUAGCCUACAGCACUUUCUACAUCAUCGGCCUCAUCCUGUCCAUGCAGAUCCCAUUUGUGGGCUUUCAGCCAAUCAGGACCAGUGAACACAUGGCCGCAGCAGGUGUGUUUGUGCUGCUACAGGUCUACGCCUUCCUGCAGUACUUAAAGGACAGACUGACCAGGCAGGAGUUCCAGACUCUCUUCUUCUUGGGAGUCUCUCUGGCUGCUGGAGUUGUUUUUCUCUCUGUCAUCUAUCUGACAUACACAGGUUACAUUGCUCCAUGGAGUGGGCGUUUCUACUCCCUCUGGGAUACCGGCUAUGCUAAGAUCCACAUUCCAAUCAUUGCUUCGGUAUCAGAGCACCAGCCCACCACCUGGGUGUCCUUCUUCUUUGAUCUUCACAUCCUCGUCUGCACCUUCCCAGCAGGCCUCUGGUUCUGCAUAAAGAACAUCAACGAUGAACGUGUCUUUGUGGCCUUGUAUGCUAUCAGUGCCGUAUAUUUUGCUGGUGUGAUGGUACGCUUGAUGCUGACUCUGACUCCGGUGGUGUGCAUGCUGUCAGCCAUUGCCUUCUCCAGCGUCUUUGAACACUACCUGGGCGAUGAGAUGAAAAGGCAGAGCCCGCCUGCAGAGGACAGCAGCGACGAGGACGACAGGAAGAAUGCCGGCAACCUUUAUGACAAGGCUGGGAAGGUGCGCAAACAUGUGUCGGAGCAAGAGAAGGCAGAGGAGGGCCUCGGCCCCAACAUCAAGUCCAUAGUCACCAUGCUGAUGCUGAUGCUGCUCAUGAUGUUUGCCGUCCACUGCACCUGGGUCACCAGCAACGCCUACUCCAGCCCCAGUGUGGUGCUGGCAUCGUACAACCACGAUGGCUCUCGCAACAUCCUGGACGAUUUCAGGGAGGCCUACUAUUGGCUGAGGCAGAACACGGACGAGCAUGCCAGAGUGAUGUCGUGGUGGGACUACGGCUACCAGAUAGCAGGCAUGGCCAACAGGACCACGCUGGUUGACAACAACACAUGGAACAACAGUCAUAUAGCACUGGUGGGCAAAGCCAUGUCGUCCAAUGAGACUGCAGCCUAUGAAAUCAUGAGGUCGCUGGAUGUCGACUAUGUCCUGAUCAUCUUCGGAGGGGUGAUUGGCUACUCAGGUGAUGACAUCAACAAGUUCCUGUGGAUGGUGCGCAUCGCAGAGGGGGAGCACCCCAGGGACAUCAGGGAAAGUGAUUACUUUACCCCCCAAGGAGAGUUCAGAGUGGACAAAGCAGGCUCCCCCACCCUGCUCAACUGCCUUAUGUACAAAAUGUCUUACUACCGCUUUGGAGAGAUGCAGUUGGACUUCAGAACGCCCCCGGGCUUUGACCGGACACGCAACGCCGAGAUUGGCAACAAGGACAUCAAACUGAAACACCUGGAAGAGGCGUUCACUUCAGAGCACUGGCUGGUCAGGAUUUAUAAGGUCAAGAAGCUGGAGAACAGAGACCGGGUGGAGCACAAGCUGCGCAGCACCGACGCUAACAGGCAGAAGUACAGCUCUAAAAAGACGGCCAAGAGGAAGCGCGGAUAUGUCAAGAAUAAGCUGUCCCUGAAGAAGGGCAAGAAACUCACCAAGAAAUCUUUAUAGAAGGUCCACCACCUACAGAGGCAGACUGUGGACAGGAGGGAGGAAAACGAAUCUGACACACACAGCUCAACAAAAUCAAGCAGUAAAAAAAAGAAAAAAAAAAAGAAAGAAAAGGAGAAAACAAAUCCACCAAUCGAGAUUGAAUAAGGAACAGCAGAGGUUCUCUGCCCCGCCCCCGCCAUCAUCUUGAGCAUCCUCACCUGGACGCCCAGGCUGGGAAAGCAUCGCCCAGGAUCCCGCUGAACCCGAGCCGACCUUUGACUUGAUGCUGGGGUCGAGGAGGAAGAGAUAGAGAACGGGUUUGAGUUUGAGAGCCUCCUCCACGCUGGAUUUAACCUGAUGAACUGUGACCUUUGACUCACUUUUCUUUUUGUACUUGAACGUGCUGGGGAGUGAGGACGGACCGAGCGAGAGAGAUUAGCCGUCCCUCAUCAGGGGACUCUGCUUGGGGCUGCUCUAUGCAUCGCAUCAUUCACACACAUACAGAAACUCUGUCAGCACUGAAACCCAGACUGACUGAUAGAGUACGCUUUCAUCUAACAUCAUCCUGCUGCGCCGACAGCACGCCUUCAUUUUUAGGUUAAUUCUCACUUGCUACAGUGCGUUAAAAUUUUUAUCAGCAUGCCAGAUCAACACAGUUGUAAACAAAGAUGGCGCAGAGGGUUGAAUUACUUUUAAAAACAAGCAAAGUCACAAUUUGAGCACCACAGGCUCGGCUGUCCCAAGCUUUACGGCCACAUUUCAGGCAUGAGCUGCAUCCACACAGGGAGCGAUUCACUGGCCACACGUCGCUUUCAAGGCGACUCUCUAAUAUACUGUCACAUGUCAAACAUCGGUAUCCUCCGCUCUCCCCACUGUUCGCUUCAAUCACUUAUAUCAAAGUCGAGGAAAGGGUUCCCCCUGACCUGCCAACUUUCUCUGCCAUGUCUGGUUGCUGUAGAUCGUCCAUGUGUGGAUGCAGCUUCAUGAUUUUACUUUAAGAGGCACAAAGACAUAUUUUUCCCCCUUUCCCCACAUUUGUGUAAGAUUUUCUACUUCAGAGUAAAAAAUUAGCGGCGUGAGGAAUUCAACGAAUCACACAAGCAGAAUUUAUUUAAAGGCACAGGUGGAUGGCUUAAAGCUGCGAGUGUGGUGCCAAAGCUUAACUUUACUGACUCCGCUGUUGUUGUUUUUUUUUUUGUUUUUUUUUAGUUCUCUGUAGUAUCACAUCCAAAACUUAUUAAUGUGAUUCAGUCAGCUCUGAAGCGUGUUCCUGUUCCUCGUGGUUCAGGUGUCACUGAAUGUAAAUAUGGAGUUUUGCAGGUGGCUGACAGUCAUCAUCUUUCUGUUAAUGAGUGCCUGCAGCGUCCUGCAGCAUGGCUGUCCAUACACGGAAACAGGGUGGCACAGUAACUCUUCACUAACAUGCAUCCUGGUAAAUAAUUGAGUUGUGCUGUUGUGUGUAUCCUAAAGGCCAGCCAUCACACACAGAUGUCAGGUUUAUGAGGUUCUCUGGAUCUCGCUCCACAGUCGUCAUCGGUUUCCACCGGAGGAAAUGGUCCACAUUAUUAGAGCUUAAUAUUUCUCCUUCAGCUGCUUCUCACUGAUGUGAAACCAACAUGUUACCCUGUGAUUAUGUUAUUCAGGUUAGUGGAUAUUAUCUCGUGUGCUCUGCUCAGUAAGAUGCUGGUGCUGGCAGAGUUAGCUCAGUGUUGGAUCACAUGCACAAUUUUUCUCCCACUGGCACAUUUUUGUGAUCACCAAUUUGCCCUGUGAUAAAUCUGACCCCGAAUCUCUAGGUCCUGUUCAGACUCCAGAGAUACUGGAACCUACAUUUCCCACGAUGCACCAGCUCUGUUUUAAAGUAAUUUGUUUACAAUCUGUGUGAUCAGCUGGCUGUUUACAUUAUCUAAAAUGGUAAUGCUGAGCCGCAGCCCAGCAGGUGGACCCGAACAUAUCUGUACCCUUCAGUUUUUAAUCAGCUGACUGUAAUUAGUAAAUGAACGAAUGUGGGAGGGAUCAGCGCUGCAGAACGCAGAGCGGUCCCUUCCACCUUCAGGUCAGUAGAAAUGUGCUUGCUUUGCUGCUGAUGCCAGUGUUGUUGUUAAAUAGCCAUUUGAAAGUCUCCUCUGCUCUCAGUGAAAACAAUGAAGAGAAAUCAGCAGCAGCAGUAAUGCACCCAGCUGUUUGUCUGCAGUACCUGCUGUCUGCAUGUCAAAAGGUGUCCCUGAGGCCUCGUUCCCUUUGAUCUCCCGUCACGUAUCCCACCGCACUCUGUAGAUAUCAGGCUGAGUCUCCCUCCGCAGGUACCGGGAUCAAACGCGCUCGCUGCUCGUCCUCUCCUGAAUUUAGAAAAACAUCAUCUGAGCUGGCAGGAGCAGCAGGAGGCUCUGCGGGUUACAGCCGCUCCACACUCUGAAUGUUCCUUGUAAAUUGGCGCACUUCUUUCUGUACACCAAACUUUCCCUAGAUUCGAAUCUGCCAUGUUCAUUUUCUUACAGAUAUUCCAAGCUGACUUUCUGUUAUGAGGUUUUGUUAGAACACUGCUCCAAGAGUCCGUGUGGAGAGGGACAGCACAGGCCUUAAAGUUUAAUAAAAAAAAAAAAAAAAGUUGUUUCCAGAGCUGCACGUCAGCGGGUGUAUUUAUUACAUGGACGAUGGAGGCUGCUGCCUAACACGAGCGCAGCGUCCUAUCAUGUGAUGCAAUGAUUUUAUUUGAUUUUUUCCAAGUCAAAGGUUCUUCCAUCAAUUGUAAUGAUCUGGAUGCAGGUGUGAGAAUGAAACAUGCCUUUUUGAAUAAAGAGGUUGAAAUAA